This is a messenger RNA of Lingula anatina, 1815 nucleotides long. RefSeq lists its product as uncharacterized. The record is from RefSeq and is a predicted model, not a curated record. Lineage: Eukaryota; Metazoa; Brachiopoda; Lingulata; Lingulida; Lingulidae.
AUGCAGCUACACUGGCUUAAAAUUGUAAUCCUGUGUGCUUUGGUUCGUGACGUAUCAGCUGUGGGUUUUUCGGUAACAGAAGGGCCUCCAGGGACAUGUGGUCCACCAGGAACAGGAGGGCCUCCAGGCACAGCUGGGCCGCCAGGAACAGGGGGCCCACCAGGAACAGGGGGCCCACCAGGUAUAAGAGGACCACCAGGAACAGGCGGCCCGCCAGGAACAUCAAGAGGCCCAACAGGUGCAGAUGGCCCUCCAGGUACAGGUGGUCCACCAGGUACAGGAGGGCCUCCUGGCACAGGAGGUUCAUCUGGAACAAGAGGGCCUCCAGGCACAGCUGGGCCGCCAGGAACAGGAGGACCACCAGGGACAAAGGGGGCAUUAGGAACAAGUGGACCACCAGGUACACAGGGACCUCCUGGAACAAGUGGUCCACCAGGUACAGGAGGACCCCCCGGAACAGGAGGACCAUCAGCGACAGGAGGACCACCAGGUACAGGAGCCCCUCAAGGAACCGAAGGGCCACCGGGAACAGAGGGACCACCGGGAACAGAGGGGCCACCAGGAACAGAGGGACCACCGGGAACAGGAGGUCCACCUGGAGCAACAGGGCCAACAGGAACAGGAGGACCACCAGGUACAAGUGGCCCACCAGCAACGAGUGGACCACCGGGCACAGGGGGGACACCAGGGACAAGUGGCCCACCGGCAACAGGAGGGCCACCUGGGACAGGAGGACCACCAGCGACUGGAGGGCCACCUGGAACUGGAGGGCCACCAGGGACAGGAGGACCACCGGCAACUGGAGGGCCACCUGGGACAGGAGGACCACCAGGGACAGGAGGAUCACAGGCAACUGGAGGACCACCUGGAACUGGAGGGCCACCAGGUGCAGGAGGACCAACAGGAACAGGCGGUCCCCCAGGAACCGGAGGUCCACAAGGAAUAAGCACUGGUGGACCCCCAGGUACAGAAGGACCCAAAGGUUUGAAAGGUAUGGUCGGACCGCCUGGUGACAUAAAGGGUCAAAAAGGUCAGAAGGGAAUGGGGGGAAAUGUAGGGAAUUUUGGUGCGACAGGAGAAAUGGGCAUGAAAGGAAUGAAGGGGAUAAAAGGAAUGAAGGGGAUGAGUGCCAUUGGACAGAAAGGACAGAAGGGUGAUACCAUGACAAUGGUGCAAAUGCGUCCUGGAAGACAGCUGAGUCCACCGGGUACCCCUUCAGUGGUCACGAGUUCUGCUGUUACUGCUGGGAUGCAACACGUACCAGUUGACGGGCCUCACGGAAAAUUAAUAGAUGCAGAAGAUAUAAGCCCAGGGGGUCCACCAGGGACAGGUGGUCCACAAGGUACAGGGGGUCCACAUGGAACGGGAGAUCCGCCAGGAACAGGAGGACCACCAGGGACAAAGGGGGCAUUAGGCACAAGUGGACAACCAGGUACUGCAGGUCCUUCUGGCACAGGUGGUCCAGAGGGCACAGGAGGCCCACCAGAAACCAGAGGGACACACGCUACAGGAGGACCACCAGGAACAGGAAGACCGUCAGCAACAGGAGGACCACCAGCAACAGCAGGACCGCCAGGAACUUCCGGGACACUAGGAACAGAGGGGCCAUCGGGAACAGGGGGUCCACCUGGAACAGUAGGGCCACCAGGCAAAACAGGGCCAACAGGAACAGGAGGACCACCAGGUACAAGUGGCCCACCAGCAACGAGUGGAACACCGGGCACAGGGGGGACACCAAGGACAAGUGGCCACCGGGAACAUCCUAUCGCCGCAACAAACAAUGGGGACCUUCUGGUUGAUGUAUCCUGCUGUUAA